Molecule: messenger RNA, 2613 nt
Organism: Pediculus humanus corporis (human body louse)
Lineage: Eukaryota; Metazoa; Arthropoda; Insecta; Psocodea; Pediculidae
Product: proto-oncogene receptor tyrosine protein kinase ret, putative
Exons: 12
Coding region: 1-2613 (870 amino acids)
Biological process (GO): positive regulation of kinase activity; cell surface receptor protein tyrosine kinase signaling pathway; protein phosphorylation
Cellular component (GO): axon; signaling receptor complex
Molecular function (GO): transmembrane receptor protein tyrosine kinase activity; ATP binding
Source: RefSeq, a predicted model, not a curated record
AUGAUAGUUAAAGAUCCAGGAGGAGGAGGAGGUGGUGAAAUAACGGCCAAAAAAAUCGCCCCCCUUAAAUUCCCAUAUACCGCCUACGUUCAAAUCGACGAUACAUCAUUACAUUUGGAACAUCCAGAUCGAUCCCACGUAGAAAAUGUGACGUUUUUCCAACCGCCGACAAAGUUAAAAAAAAAGAUGAUUUCGAGAGAGUCGUCAGCGGCGAUAUCGAUGCCAUUGAAAAAUUUACAAGAUGGCGACGGCGACGUGGUUUUACCUCUCGACGUAAAAUAUCCAGAAUAUUCGACGAUAUCAAAAAAAUCCGUCGCGGGUACGAGAGUCGUGGAACCAUCGUGCAAAAAUGCUUUCUCCAGCGGUGACGCGAGAAAAAAAUUAUCCAAAUCAAAUGUGAAAUUUCAUUUGUUGACGAACGGUCCUUUCAACGUGACCGAAACCGGAGGAAUUGUUUACGUUUCGAACAGAAAUUUAUUAAAAGAAUUUGUUUAUAGGAUAAAAGUAACGGGAACGUUUCCGAACGGUUACAGAUUUUUUUCAACUUUACAAAUCAACGUCACGGAUACGACGAAAUCGAUUUUUUUAACCGGAAAAGACGUUUGUCCAAAAUUAACGGAUGAAAAUUCAAGGUCGUCGUGUUCGGAAAAACGUAGCAAAACCGAGUGCGAAAAAACGUGCGGAGUCUCUUCUGGAGUCUUGAAAAAGUUUGAAAACGACGUGACGAUGACUCACGGUUGUUUUUGGAGAGAAAAUGACGAACCGGAAAAAUUAUCCAGAUAUUAUCAAACGUGUUCUCCGGAUUUGAACGCUUGUCCAGAUCGAUUUUGCGAUCCGUUGGAAAUUAUUUUUCCAAAAUCAUGUCCGCAAGAUUGCACGGAAUACGUUUUCGGUUCGGCGAACAAAGAAAAUCAUUUGCCGGGUAUAGCGAGCGCGACCGGCGUUUGUUCCUGCGACAACCGGCAAAAAUGUUUGUGCGUUUUAGAAACGUCAUCGAAACAAAACGAAAAACGUAAAACGAAACAAGAUUUUAAUGGAACGAUAGAAUUCCGACAGAGGGAAGCCAUAAGCGCAGUGAAAGCAUCUUACACGGAUUACUGCGGUACCGUUUGUCUCUUAUCCAUUUCCGGUGGCGGUAUGAUACUAGUCGGUGGGAUUUUUAUCAUUUUACUCAUGACGUAUCGGCGGAAAAUUAAAAAGAGAUAUUCGAAUCAACGUCCGCUCAAAGAAGACAUGGUAAAUAUAAAUUACGAAGAAUACGUUGAAAGACCCGGAGAAGUCGUGAUAAGGCCGUCCGUGCAAAACGGGACGAUAAAAGAAAUAUCCGAGCACUACGAUAAGAAGUGGGAAUUUCCCAGGUACAGAUUAACGAUCGAAGAGAUUUUAGGAGAGGGAGAAUUUGGAAAAGUUCUCAAAGCCAAAGCGGAUGGAAUCGGUGGAAAUCCGGGAUCGACGACCGUCGCCGUGAAAACGUUAAAAGACGACGCGAAAGAAACGGAAUUAUCCGAUUUGAUGUCCGAGUAUCAAUUGUUGAAAGAUAUUGAUCAUCCGAACGUUAUACACUUAUUGGGAGCCUGUACGAAAUCCGAUGGACCCGUUUAUAUAAUAAUAGAAUAUGCUAAACACGGAUCGUUGAGGAAUUAUCUUCGUAAGCACAGAGCCGCCAUCAUCGAACAACUCAAUCAUAAUGAUAACAACAUGGGAGUAGAAAAAAAUGUCACACCGAAAGAUUUGUUAACAUUUGCAUGGCAAAUUGCGAAAGGAAUGAAUUAUUUAACGGAUAUGAAGCUCGUGCAUAGAGAUUUAGCAGCGAGAAAUAUUCUCGUGGCAGAAGGUUUGAUAUGUAAAAUCUCAGAUUUCGGACUCACGAGAGACAUUUACGAAGAUGACACGUAUUUGAAAAGGAGUAAAGGAAGAGUGCCGGUUAAAUGGAUGGCAUUGGAAUCCCUCGCGGAUCACAUUUACACGACCAAAUCCGACGUUUGGAGUUACGGCGUCGUCCUAUGGGAAUUGGUGACGACGGGAGCGACGCCGUAUCCGGGAAUCGCAGCACAAAAUUUAUUUCACCUUUUGAAAAGGGGUUACAGAAUGGAAAAACCUCCGAAUUGUUCCAACGAACUCUAUCAGAUAUUGAAAUCGUGCUGGCAAGAAAAUCCCUCCCAUCGUCCCACGUUUAAUUGUUUGGUCGCGAAAUUCGAAGAAAUGUUGGGUGAGGGUAAAGAGUAUUUGGAUCUCAAUCCGAGAACGGUGGAAAACAAAACGUAUUUUAGUGAUUUUUGGAACGAUUUCGACAACGAAAACGACGUGUUCUUGCCGUCGAACGAAAGACUGGUGCAAAAUGAAAAAAAUGGAAGCGGAUUAUUUAAAGUUAAAUUCGAAAUGUUUGAAAAAUCAAAAUGCGACGUUUGCGAUUCGUCUCCGAACGUCGAAUGUUCGUGCGACGACGCGACCGCGAACGUUAUGAACGUUAAAUACGAAAAUGAAAAUCUAAUUCAAGUGCCACGUUACGAAAAUGACGGAAUGGAAGAUAACGGUUACGUUCAACCGACCGGAGAACCCAAAAUGUUUACUAACGACACGACCGUUGAAAAUCCUUCCUUCCACGACGUGUAA